Astyanax mexicanus (Mexican tetra) is the source of this 2955-nucleotide messenger RNA. RefSeq names its product coagulation factor C homolog, cochlin (Limulus polyphemus) (gene coch). The transcript is spliced from 12 exons. Bases 127 to 1800 code for a protein of 557 amino acids. Lineage: Eukaryota; Metazoa; Chordata; Actinopteri; Characiformes; Acestrorhamphidae. The record is from RefSeq and is a predicted model, not a curated record.
AGGACCUGCACCAGCCUCGGUUUUCAGACAUCCCUGGACUAUCACCCGCAAAGGAUUUACUUUUUGUCCUCUGAGUAAAGCUUCUGAAGCUGGAAGCCUGAGGAAACACUGUCCGUUAUCUUACCUAUGUCUUCAUUAACCAUGUCAGUGCAGAUCACGGCUCUUCACGUGUUAGGCAUUCUGUAUCUGACCGGCAGCAGUUAUGGAUCUGAAUUAAGUGUCCCAGUGCCGAUCUCAUGCGGGAUCCGUGCGGCGGACCUGCCCGACUCCACCCAGGUGGUGCUGUGUCCGGCGAACUGCACCCUGUGGAAGCUCUCUGUGUUCGGCUCAGGGGUCUACGCCUCUGUUUCUAGCGUGUGCGGUGCAGGAGUGCACAGAGGGAUCAUCGACGUGUCUGGAGGUCCGCUGGAGAUCCAGAGAGUCGCGGGCAGGUCCAACUACCUCAGCUCUUACGCACAUGGCAUCCAGUCCCAAGCUCUGUCUCGGUGGAGUGCAUCUUUCACAGUGGCCAGAUCUAUCAGCUCCCCUAUGGAAGUAUCUGGCCAAACCACCUCUACACUCCCAGCACCUGGAACAGUGAAGAAAACUGUCAAAAAGGCCCCAAAGAAACCUCCAGCAGCAGAGAAUCGAAGCUGCCAGGUGGACGUUGCGCUGCUGCUGGACAGCAGUUACAACAUCGGGCAGCGACGCUUUAACCUGCAGAAGAACUUCAUUGGCCGACUAGCAGCAAUGCUAAAAGUGGGACCAGAUGGACCACGAGUGGGGGUGGUGCAAGCUAGUGAGACGCCACGGAUUGAAUUCUACCUAGGCAACUACAGCAUGCCUAAAGAUGUGAUUUUUGGCCUGAAAGAUACAUCUUACAUAGGGGGCAACACCAAUACAGGCAAAGCCAUAUUACACACAGUGAGGAACUUUUUCAACCCUGAGUAUGGCGUGCGGAGAGGACACCCGCGGGUAAUUGUGGCCUUUGUAGAUGGAUGGCCAUCUGAUAACCUGGAGGAUGCAGCAGUAAUGGCGAGAGAGUCUGGUAUCAAUGUGUUUGUGGUGUCCGUGGCCAAACCUAUCCCUGAGGAGAUGGGCUUGGUGAGGGAUCAGGACUACACAAAGAAAGCUGUCUGCAAAGACAAUGGUUUCUUCACCAUGACCAUGCCCAGCUGGUUCAGCACCAACAAGUUUGUAAAGCCGCUGGCUCAGAAGCUGUGCUCCAUCGAUCAGCUGCUCUGCAGCAAAACGUGCUAUAACUCCGUCAACCUGGGCUUCCUGAUCGAUGGUUCCAGCAGCGUUGGCGACACAAACUUCCGACUGGUGCUCAGCCUCAUUAGCUCCAUUGCCCGCAACUUUGACAUCUCCGAUAUUGGGUCACGAGUCGGAGCCAUCCAGUUCACUUAUGACCAGAGGCUGGAGUUCGGCUUCAACGAGCACACCACAAAAGACGACGCCUUGAGGGCCAUCCAGAACAUCCCGUACAUGAGCGGAGGCACGGCCACUGGCGAUGCCAUCACCUACGCUGUGGAGAAUCUCUACGUGCCUCGCUCCAUGGGCAUGGGCAAGAAGUACCUCAUUAUUGUGACGGAUGGCCAGUCUUAUGAUGAUGUCAGAGGACCUGCUAUAGCUGCUCAAAGGGCGGGCAUUACAGUGUUCACUGUGGGCGUGGCCUGGGCACCGAUGGAGGACUUGAGGGCCAUGGCAUCCGAACCCAAAGACACUCACACCUUCUUCACCCGGGAGUUCACCGGCCUCGAGCAGUUCGAGCAGCCGAUUGUACGGGGGAUCUGCAGGGACUUCACCGAGUUCAAUUAAAAACAAAAAAAUGUGUUUGCUUAGGGAGGGAGAAGAAUUCAGAAAGGUUUAAGGCAGGUGGGAGAAAGAAAAAGAAGCAAGUAAGCAAGUAAACAAGAAAGAAAGAAAUCUGACUAUUUCUACACAUACUAGAGUAAAAUUGUAGUGUUUUUCUUUUAAAUUUAGAAGUAUUCUCUAUGCAGGGAACAGCCCUUUCGUCAUAUUGUUCGUUGUCUGAGAAAAAAAAACACAAAAAAGUCUGCAUGAUUAUGUGUGCUUUAGAGAUGUGCUCAAUCUAAAGGGUGUUACAGCUUAAUCUAAGAAUGUAUAACGCUAUAUCAAACUCGACCCUCCUUCGCGGUGGAAAAUGUCAUUACUUGAGAGAUACAGCCUUGUCCUUGUAUUCUAGGAAAUAUAAAUCUUACUGUAUUCGUUUGUUUCUUUUCCGAGGUUGAGGUCCAGAAUGAAUACGAUCCGUAUCAUUUCACUGUAAGCGCUGAUAGAUCUGAAUGGUGAGAAUUAACAGUUAAUAAAGAUUUCAUUUUGAUUUCGUAGUGAUCAAUGGGGGUGCACAAGAGAUGUUUGCAAAGGACUAAAACCAAAACAGAGAGAGAGAAGCUGAGAAAGCUGAGUAACUUCUUGUGCGCACCAAAUGUAUGUAGAGCAGAGACCCAGAAAGAACACUUUUAACCAAAGCUUCACCAAAACCACGUUUUAACAUCUGUAUUACAUCUGUAUUACAUCUGUAUUAAGCUAGAUCACAUGCUCUGUACUUGGGGACCAAAACUAUGCAAAAACACUGUAGUACAUGCACACAGCCUCUUCUAUAAUUACAUCACUUCACUCUAUGUUAAUGUUAACGUCACAUAUUGUAUGUUUGGGAAUGUUUCAGUCACAGUACAUGUUUGUGUGUGUGUGUGUUGAUUUAAGGUUUUUGAGGAUCACAUCUGAAACUAUUAGCACUAAAACUGCUUUCAUCACACACGUAUACAUCAUUUUUCUUUGUCUUUUUUUUUUUUGCAUAAAUUGUACUUCAUUGUACUUAUCAAGUGUUUCCUGUAUACUCAUCUAUAUGCAUGCUUCACGGCCUUGCAAACUGAAGGGGGGGCUAUAGAGUGAUUGUACAUUUCUGUUUAAUUUAUUACUUUCUUCUAAAUAAAGGACAAGGUAUUUUUA